AUGCCUGGUUCCGUCACCCCUCCAUCGCCGUCGCCAUCACCGCCUUUAGACCCGGUGGCAGCCAUCGGCGAGGGCGGUCUGGCCCCGCUUCCCACUCUCAAGAUCAAGGGCAACACACCCAUCACGUUUGACGGCCAGCUAUCGCGCACGCUACAGUACCACGAGGAUGUGAGGACGGGAUGUGGCGGGCAGACGUGGCCUGCCGGCAUGGUCCUGGGAAAGCACAUGCUGCGAUAUCACCGGGAAGAGUUGCAGAAUGCAAGAAUCCUCGAGAUCGGUGCUGGUGGCGGUCUUGUCGGUCUAGGAGUCGCGCUCGAAUGCGACGGCAUGCAGAGCAGACUUCUGCUAACAGAUCAGGCGGAGAUGCUUGAACUCAUGGAGCACAACAUCCGACUCAACGACGUGGAGCACCGUGCAGAGGCCCUCAUCCUCAACUGGGGCGAAGCACUUCCUGAACAAGUCGUACAAGUCAGACCGAACGUCAUCAUCGCAGCCGAGUGCGUCUACUUCGAGCCGGCCUUUCCGCUGCUGCUGCAGACGCUCAAGGACCUGCUGGCCCUCAACGACGAGGCCGUCGUCUACUUCUGCUUCAAGAAGCGUCGCCGUGCCGACAUGCGCUUCGUCAAGAUGGCGCGCAAGGCCUUUGUCGUGGACGAGCUGGCGGACGAGGACAGACCAGUCUUUGAGCGUCAGGGGCUGUUUCUCUUUUCUUUGAGGAGCCGGAACGGCCGCAAGGCAGGCAGCAAGGCGAAGGAGGAGAGUUCGCAUACGGAAAAGCAUACGCCGCACGAGUAA
Messenger RNA from Geosmithia morbida, 795 nucleotides. RefSeq names its product protein N-lysine methyltransferase METTL21A. The transcript has 3 exons. Bases 1 to 795 code for a protein of 264 amino acids. The record is from RefSeq and is a predicted model, not a curated record. NCBI's taxonomy places the organism in Eukaryota, Fungi, Ascomycota, Sordariomycetes, Hypocreales, Bionectriaceae.